Molecule: messenger RNA, 6095 nt
Organism: Lytechinus pictus (painted urchin)
Lineage: Eukaryota; Metazoa; Echinodermata; Echinoidea; Temnopleuroida; Toxopneustidae
Product: junction-mediating and -regulatory protein-like
Exons: 9
Coding region: 129-2444 (771 amino acids)
Biological process (GO): Arp2/3 complex-mediated actin nucleation
Cellular component (GO): cytoplasm
Molecular function (GO): Arp2/3 complex binding
Source: RefSeq, a predicted model, not a curated record
AACGGCACGCGGUAUAGAGAUAAGAGCACAGUCUUCAAGGCUUUAAAGGGGAGAUGACGUCAUGAUUAUUUACAUUGCUCGAGCUAGUCGAAGCUGAAGCUCAGCCUCAGGCCUCAGUUCAGAGUAUCAUGGAGAGACAAAUCAGUUCAGAAGAUUGGGUAGCUAUCCAACCAGAUCCAUUCCAAACCUCUGAAGCUAAGACGUCACGUCUUUGUUUCAAGGUAGCAUGGAACGAACAGCUUCACAAGGUUGCCAUUGUCUGCCAUGAAGAGGAGCAACGAGUGAUACGAAGAACCCUCAAUGUUGGAGCUCCAGGGAAAAAAACAUGUACUCCUCAACCUGGUGACCCCAAGGGUAGACCUUCGCAGAACGGAACCAAAGAAGGUUGGACAACCCUCAUGUCCAUUCAAGAAUUGCAGUAUGCCCAUGAACAGAUGUGCCUUGUUAAACCUGAGCUUUCUGACUAUCCUCCAUCUUUACCCUUUGACCCCCGUGGCAUCUGGAGCUGGGUGUACAAUAUUGAUAUUCCUGAUGACUUAGACCAACAGCUGGUGAGAUACCUUGGAACCGCAACUGAAGUCGCCGGGAAGAAACUUGUGAUUGAUACCCUCUUCAACUCUCAUGUUGGUAUUGAGGGCUAUGUGGAGAGCUAUGGUAAAUUGAAGCAAGAUGCUUAUGAAGCUGACGUCGCCAAGUGGGAGGAGCAGCUUGCAACGUCGCACAAGAAGCACUCUUCAGUGAAGAAAAUGAAGGACAUGAUGGAUGUCUAUGAGAAGGAGGAUGGGAUUCUAAGUGACCUUGCAUCAGCUCAGGCUGAACUGUUCAAUCUCUACCUUCAACCUUAUCUAGACCUUAGGGAACUAGCUUUUGAUCAUUUACUGAAUUUACAAGAGAGACUGGAGGAUGAGUCUAUGAGUACGCAGGGAAGAGAAAGAUGUACCAUGGAGUACAGUGAAUGGCAGGAGCAUUAUGUGGAAUCAAUUGAUGCCAUCAACAAGCUGAGGAUAAACUAUUUUGAAGAGUGUAUGAAAACGACAAAAGCUGUCGUCACUCAGAUGGAAAUGGACAGUAAGAAAUUUGGCAAUGCAUCAUGGGAGAUGGGAGGAGAGGAGCGUCUAGCCAGCCUACAGCAGACUCUCUCACAAGACUCGCUACAGCUUCUUCAAGCAAAGAGAGAUAAAUACAAGCAUGAACUGGGCAAGAUUAAGCAAGAUCUGGCAUGUUUAGAUGAAGGUGCAGGAUUUCAACAGGAGUUUGAAAGGUUACAAAGAAAAGCCUUUGAUCUCCAGAUGAAACUCUUUGAUACACAGCUUAGUAUUCUACAAGAUCAGGAAUCUCAAUGCAGCAGACAACUCAAACAACUCCAAACAGAAAUCCAGGAAACGGAGGAUAACGUGAUGUUCUAUGAUGCUGUUGAGAAUAUGGAGGACCUGGAAUUAGACGUUGAUGCGGAGGAGGAGGGGCCAAUCAGAGAGGAGGAGAGUAGGACGUUGGAGGAGAAGUAUGCAAGGUCAAAGGUUUUGAGAGCAAGGCUUGCACGCAUCAACAAGAGGAAAGCUCAACUUAGAAAUAACAGGCAAAUUUGUAAGAACCAAAACAGUGAAAAAGGUGCCAGUAUUAGGAAGAAAGAGGAAGGCUAUGAGAUACAUCAUAAGAUCCAAAUGAAACGUGAACAACAUGCAGCGAGUGAACAGAAGAAAAAAGAUUUCUUCAAUACUGAGAGACAGAAGACACUAGAAAGAUUAAAGAAUUAUAAUAUGAAAUACCCAAGUCCAAAGAUGAUCAAGCCCCACCAAUGCAAUAAACAUAAAGAAGACAAAACCAAACCCAGAAGUAAAUCAUCAGUUUCUACAGAUUCCAGAAUGUCAAAAUCCAAACUUGGGUCACGAGUGAAAUCAUCCAAGCCGGGCUCCUCACCCACUGCUGCAAAGAACUCCCGAUCAAAGUCACCAGGAACUUCCAAAUAUGCACCCCCGCCUCCUCCUUGCCCCCCUCCUACCGGUCCUCCAGUGAAUGCUCCACCACCACCACCACCACCGCCUCCUCCACCACCACCCGUUGCUCCUGCCCCACCCCCACCACCACCACCACCACCAGGCUCACAGCUGGGUGUGGCUCCCAAGACAGGUGUUAAAGGUGUGAAGGUGAAGAGAGAGACUGCUCCUUCAUCCGGUAUUGAUUUAGGAAGUAUACUUACAGCAAGACAGAGACUUCAAAAGAGAACAGAUACUGACGGAGGUGCUGCACAUAAACCAAAUAAAGAUCCUAUGAUGGAUACAUUAAAUCUGAUUCGUCAGGGUGUGAAGCUUCGACAGGUCAAGGGUGAUGGUCAGUCUCAGAAACAGACCGCCUGGGAGAAUUCUGAUCUCUUCAAUGCAAUCAGUAAACUUAGAUCGCAAGUAGAAACCAUUGACACAUGUGACUCAGAUGAUGAAUUUCUUUAGGAGAAGACUUGCUAUAUAAUCUUGGUAUUCAUAAGCUGUUGGUAAGUUACAGCAACUUAAUGAAAGACUGGUGAUUCUUUCUUAGUAGCGACAUCAACACCAAUGUGAAUUUGGUGUGCAUAACAUGGUACCUCCAGAAAGGAUCACCAGUCAUUUGUGAAGUUGCUCGUAUGAACAGCUUCCUGAAACACUCACUAGGUAGAAGGAAUGCUUGAGUGCCAUCAGGGUAGCCAUUAGGCCUACAAAUGCUGAUGAUUAAUGUCAUUAAUAUUGUCCAUUUACAAGCUAUUGGCAGAAAGCUGACAAAUGCUGAUGAUUAAUGUCAUUAAUAUUGUCCAUUUACAAGCUAUUGGCAGAAAGCUGACAUGCUCAGAAACUUACUUAAGGGCCCUCUAAUCUCCAUUUGAACUUAAACCAUAAUCUAACGUUGUGGUUUUACUAUGGGAAGACAUGGAUAGCCGUGGGGGGCGUCGUGGUCUAGUGGAUAGACUCAACCCAGGUGAGGUAAAUGGGUACUGGCAUGAAGCAAUUCCUCAAAAAGCUGUGAACACCGGAAUAGGUAGAUAAGCUUAGCCGGGGUGAUAUAGCGCCUUGAGCAUCUAACAAGAUGGAUUUGUGCACUUUACUAAUCCUAUAUUAUUUGUAGCCAAAUGUGAUACAUCCCUAUAAAUAUAAAAUAAAAAAGGUAUCACAUUGGAUCUCAAAAUAUUAUAAGCUUUCUUGAAAUGAUGAAUGCAUUGCAAUAGUUCUCCCAAACAUUGAACCAUGGUUGAUCCAAGUAAACUCAAAAGAAGCAUUCAGUGUAAAUUAAAAUGUAUGACACUUAUUUUCCCCAAUAAUGUUUGCCCAAGGUUCGACCAUUACUGGAGUUCAGAGUGCUGACCAAUGGGAUCAUUCUAUACAUUUAAUUCUUUUUUUUUACAACCAAACCCUGAUGACCCUUGACUGUCCAGUAUUAUGCCCUGCAUUGAGGACUUGGUCAGCUUAAAUGGGGAUGGGUUUCUUAAUUCAAGAGUUCUUUUGUAAUUCUUCAACCACGUACAUCUGUAUCAGUCUGUGCAAGUUCUCUCUAAACUCUGAAUGAAAGGACACAAAAGAACCCUCAGAACAGGCCUAUUAUCCCACUCAGCUCAUCUGUACUGGGCUGCCCUUUAGUGACUUAGGACUAUGCUAGAUUAGCAGUGGUGGAUAGAUACAAUAACAUUUUGCUCAUCCCCUAAAUACUAUGAUGUGUAAUCUGGUAUCCUGUAUACGAUUGGAUAAUGCCCUCAUCUAAUAAUCUGGUUAUUACAAGACAUACACUGUACGUAUAUAAUUGCUUACAGAUUUCUUAUUACCCUGGUCUUCGGAUUCAAUCAGUCUUUCCUGCAUACAAUGUAUGCACAUCCUCCAUUCCCUCUGGAGUAUUCAAGUUAGUCGCGACUUUCUCAUCUAACCUGGUACCGAUUUUAUCACGUGGCAGGAGUGUGGAUUAACGCCUCGCAGUGGUGGGAUUUGAAAACAUGACCCUCUGAUUACAAGGCGAGAGCCAGAACCACUAUGCCAUGGCUCUUCCACCCAUUAUAUACUUAAAAUGCAACUUCUGGUCAAAAGGUGCAAGAGACAGUAUGACUAAAGAGGAUUAAUCCGGUUUUUUUUGGGUACUCCUGUUUUGUCUACUUUUAGUUUGGUUUCAUGGCCUAAUCUUAUUUCAUCUACAACCAGAUGCUCCUACCCAUUUAUUCUAAGUGCCAUUUAACAUGUGUACAAUUUUGUCUUAUUUCUAGUUAGGCCAUACCCAUUUCUUCUAAUAUCAGAAUGUUUAAACCCAUAUGAUUAGAUGAACUUUGGGUGAUAUUAACUUUAAUUUGACAAAGUGCAAAAUAGGUUUAUGUACUAAAUUAGACCAUCUAAGCAUUAGAAUAAUAACAGUUAUACAUUGUAUACAAAUAUACCAGGCUUAGAGUAAGUACAUGUAUAGUGGAAAUUAUUUGUCCGAUGAGGAUGAAUAAUUCCCUCUAUACUUUCGAAAUAAAGGCCUGGUAGAUUUUUUUUUAUCCUUCAUUUAAUAAGUUAGGACAACAGAUCUUGAUAAUGUAGUUCUUGUACAUGUAGUUCUUCUUUUUUUAAAUCUGAACAAAAAUAUAGAUAACACGCUGCACUGACUGACCUACUUUUCCUGAAUCUAUGAGCCCGUGAGAUUGCGUGAUCUGUGUCAAUGAUCUGUGACGUCAACGAUGUAAUAGUGCACUAUUCCAUCAGUGACCUCACAGAAUAGUAAUUUUUCUUCAGUGAGCGUUUCAUUGUCAGCAUCAUCGCAAAAUAGUGAGAAUACGGUUGGUCACAUGAUGCUCUUUAAACCAAUCAGCAUACAUGAUUUAAUUUAUGUGGGAUAUAAUGAGUAUUAGACCAAUUGAUGGAUGGACAAAACGGUAAAUAUAGCAAAUUUAUCAAGUGGGUUGAAUCAUUAGGUGUUACAUGAUCUCAGAAUUAGAAUAUCUGCUACAAUAACAACCACUUUUAAUUCCAACAGAGGUACUUUGAAGGAUCAACUACCAAGAUAAAAACCAUCUUAAACAGGUACUUUGGAUACUCAUAAGCAAUUAUUAUAGUGCAGUGUUUAUAAGGGCAUCAAGUAAUGAAUGGAAUUAAGUAUGACUGAUAAAUGGGAAUGAGAAAGUCCAUGGGGUGGGAUCUCAGGCUUACAGAAGUUUUCUGCAUGUUUGAAGUAUUUUCUUAUGUUAUAGGUAUUUGGUUAAUGUAAUCAGUUCUGUCUCCACAAAUUUUAAUAUCGUAAUUACAAUGAUAAUAGUUAUUAUACAGUCCUCUUCAGUGCGUCUUUCCACCCAAUCAGAUACUCGUAGCACUCACUCUUAAAGAUAUACAAUUAUAUCUACUUUCAAGGGUUUUCAUAUAUCACUUUUACUUACAACUUCAAUUACUUUACCCUCUUUUCCGAUUAGUCAUUUCUCUUUUCUUUAUAUUUGUUAUAAUGCAUUUUAUUGUAAUAAAUAUAUACUUUGAUGCUUAUUUUUUGUAAUCAUAAUAGCAAACUAUGGAGAGCGUAGUAAAUGCUGGUUAUUGUUAUUCUUUUUAAACCAUUGACAAAAUUUUGUAUGACAUCAUAUGUCAAUUCAUACCAGAAAAAUAAGCUCUAUCAGUUGUUUUUUAUCAACUUGGGGAAACCAAAGAAAAUUUGUAUACUAUCAGAAAGUUUGCAUAGCACUUUCUUGUUUCAAGCAAGCUUUUAAGAUUAUGCUUUGAUACAAAUUUAUUGAAGAAAGUUCAUGUUCUGUUCAAUUUACCCCGACAAGGUUUUAUUGUUGAUAAACUUAGGGGUAUAGAUAGAUAUAAUCCUUCAUUGUAAUUUCUUGUUUAUUGGUUUCUAGUGACUAACAAUUGAUAUAGGCAUGCACAACAAAUGAUAUUUUACUGCAAAUGGUUAAAACACAUUUUCAAGAAUGUAUUUUGAGGUAAGAUUAAAAUUUCUUCACAGAUAUAUGCCUCUGUUGGGGGGCUUCCAGUCUGAAUAUUUGUGUUAUUGAUAGGGGCAAAUUAUAAUUAUUUUAUCUUGAGGAUGUUAACCAGUAAUGUUCGUGCGCAUAUUUUACGCAAGAGCGUAAAUCUCUCCCCAAAGGUAGGGGGGACACGGGGCUGGAAAAUUUGACAACC